Procambarus clarkii (red swamp crayfish) is the source of this 1125-nucleotide messenger RNA. Its product is annotated as zinc finger protein 436-like. Gene Ontology annotation, molecular function: RNA polymerase II cis-regulatory region sequence-specific DNA binding; DNA-binding transcription factor activity, RNA polymerase II-specific. Lineage: Eukaryota; Metazoa; Arthropoda; Malacostraca; Decapoda; Cambaridae. Gene Ontology annotation, biological process: regulation of transcription by RNA polymerase II. The record is from RefSeq and is a predicted model, not a curated record.
AUGGAUGAACAGGUGUCGCGGAGGGAUGAACAGGUGUCGUGGAGGGAUGAACAGGUGUCGCAGAUGGAUGAACAGGUGUCGCAGAUGGAUGAACAGGUGUCGUGGAGGGAUGAACAGGUGUCGCCUAGGGGUGAACAUGUGUCACGGAGGGAUGAGCAGGUGUCACUGAAGGGUGAACAGGUGUCGCGGAGGGAUGAGCAGCCUUUACCUCUGGAAGGGUUUCGACCCAAGCAGAAUCAAUCAAUACCUCAUUAUCUUCUUAAUAUGAGUGAUAAACUCUACGAGUGUCAAGCGUGUGGGAAAACAUUUAGUCGUCUUGGAAAUAUGAAGAACCACAAAAUGGUGCAUACUGAUCUUAAACCUCGCACUUGUCUCGAAUAUGGUGAAAGUUUCUGCCAAACUGGAACUCUGAAAAAACUCAAGAGGGCAAAUUUGGGUAGUAAAUCAUAUGAGUGUUUUGAGUGCGGAGAAACGUUCAGCCGAAUAAAAAAUUUAAAGAAACACAAAAUGAUGCACAAAGGUGAAAAGCCCUUCAGCUGUGAUAAACACAGAAUUGUGCAUACGAGAGAUAAACCCGAGUGUCCAGAGUGUGGGAAAAAAAUCGGUGCACUUGGAACUAUGAAGAAACACAUGAUGGUGCACACGGGUGAAAAGCCUCAUAGGUGUAAUGUGUGUGGGAAAAAUUUGAGUAGUCGUAGCAGUCUAAAUGAUCACAUGUUAAUGCAUACUGGAGAAAAACCUUUCAAGUGUGAUGAGUGUGGAAAAAGUUUCAGAGAUAAACCCGAGUGUCCAGAGUGUGGGAAAAAAAUCGGUGCACUUGGAACUAUGAAGAAACACAUGAUGGUGCACACGGGUGAAAAACCUCAUAGGUGUAAUGUGUGUGGGAAAAAUUUGAGUAGUCGUAGCAGUCUAAAUGAUCACAUGUUAAUGCAUACUGGAGAAAAACCUUUCAAGUGUGAUGAGUGUGGAAAAAGUUUCAGGUAUCGUAGGCAUAUAGUUAGGCACAUAAUAGAGCAUUCUGGUGAGAAACCUUACGAGUGUCUAGAGUGUUGUAAAAAAUUCUUUCGAAACGGACAUUUGAAGAGCCACCGAAGAGUGCAUACUAGAGAAAAAUUUCAAGACUGA